This is a messenger RNA of Xiphophorus maculatus (southern platyfish), 2297 nucleotides long. RefSeq names its product GTPase IMAP family member 8-like. The transcript has 2 exons. Bases 1310 to 2158 code for a protein of 282 amino acids. Gene Ontology annotation, molecular function: GTP binding. The record is from RefSeq and is a predicted model, not a curated record. NCBI's taxonomy places the organism in Eukaryota, Metazoa, Chordata, Actinopteri, Cyprinodontiformes, Poeciliidae.
CUCAAAUCUGGAACAAACUUCCCGAAAACUACAAAACAGUCGAAACACUGAGUUUCUUUAAAUGUAGACUAAAAACCCAUUUGUUCGUGUUUGUGGCCAGAGAGGCACGCGAGUGGGCACGUCAUGUGUGAGUGGCGCCUAGACGAAAAACCGCAUUUAAGAAACCGAACUUAUCCAAAUCCCCAAAAAUGCCAUAGUUUUUCUGCAUCUGUCUACUUGAGGGUGCUUAUUGGAAUCUUGCUUCUGCUUUUUUCAGUAUUGUAUUCUCUGUCAUUCAUUUUCUUCUUUUUUCUAUGUGCAAAAGUUGUCCAGCAAACUUUUUCACUUCUCUGGUCUAGUAAGUUGUUCUGCUUCUCUCAGACUCAGGGUCAAGUGGUUUCCCUCUUUAUUCAGCCUUCACCUUCUGUUCCUUAAAUUACUGAUCAACAUGUUUGAAACAUUUCAUAAAAAUAAAAUGUAUCACAUAUUAAAUCAUUUUAAAUAAUAAAAAUAACUAUUUGAAUCACAAAUUAAAAAAAAUCACAUUAUGCUUUAGUUAAUCUUUGUUCACUAUUGAAUAUACGAGUAGGCUAAAUCUAAAAACAUUUAAAUAUUAAAAGUCUAAUACACUUUAAUAGGGCAACAUUUCUUGCCAGUCAUCUCAGAAAAUCCAUUCAUAUAUUAUAUAGAAUCACUACAUAUAGUGAUAUAUUCCAUGCCUUUUUUGUAAUUUUGAUGUUUAUGGCUUAAAGAGAAUGAAGUCAUAAAAAAAAGAUUACAAUACUGUGAAAAAUGUUAUUAUUGAAAACUUAAAACCCCUGCAAAGGUUUCCUGAGCCUUUUAACCAGUGGUUAAAGUCCAGUCCUUGAGCGCUAUCAUCCAGAUAGCAGCCUUAAGAGGAUUGUCAAGGGAAAUCUGUUCCAGAAGAGCCACCACUGACAGAUGAAUGUGAAACAUGGACUAAAGAUUUCACUUUCCCCAUGUGAAGCCACUCCUGAACCAGAGACAGAGUCAUAGGUAUUUUAUGUGACCUGAGGAGAAAAGGAAAUGAACAGCUGCAGUUAAGGGCCGUUAUCAAAGCAAUCCGCCCCCCCCUCCACACACACAAGAUGCUACCCUGGGCAGUUGCCCAUAUCCCCCAUAUCAGAAACCACCACUGUACAUACUGUAGUUCUGACUGUAACUGCAUCAGCAGACAGACUCAAAGGGAGGAGUCUGGAACCAGACUAUAAAACAGCAUCAACAUAAAAAGUUAAACCAUUUUCUACCAGGAAAGAAACCAAGAGCCACAGAUCAUCACAGAUCAACUUCCUGCCAGAAGACAGUCAAGAUGUCCAACUAUCAAAAACUCGAACCAGAGUCCGACCUCAGAGUGGUGCUGGUGGGUCAGGAAAGAGUCGGGAAGAGCUCAGCAGGAAACACCAUCCUAGGAAGGAAGGAGUUUAACUCUGAACUCAGUUUGGUUCCUCUGACUCUGAGCAGUAAGAGGGCAGAAGGAGAUGUUUUGUCUCGUAGAGUCUCUGUGGUGGACACGCCUGGACUCUGCAGUUCUGUUCUUAAACCAGAAGAAGUGAAAGCUGAGAUCCAGAGAGCUGUGGAGCUGAGCUCUCCUGGUCCUCAUGUUUUUCUGCUCACCAUCCAGCUGGGAAGAUUCACUGAACAGGAGAAGAGAGGAUUGGAGAUGCUGCAGGAGAUUCUGGGUCCAGAGGUUUCCAAAAAGACCAUGAUCCUGUUCACCUACGGAGACCGACUGGAACAAACAGGCAUCGAUAUUCAUCAGUUUGUAAAAAGAGAUAAAAACUUGCAGAAACUGCUGAAGAGCUGCAGUGGGAUGUAUCAUGUGUUCAAUAACCAGAAGAUGGAAAACAGGAAGCAGGUCCAGGAUCUGCUGGAAAAAAUAGAUUCACUCAGGAAUGUUGAGGAUCCUGCUCAAGUCAGGGGACUGAUGCAGAAGAUCAACAGCAUGGUUCAGCAAAAUGGAGGAAGUUGUUACACCAUUGAAAUGUUUGAAGAGGCACAGAGAGACAACUCAUUUAUCCGGGCUGCUGCUGCUGCCAGAGCUGCUUGUGCAGCAGGCCUUGGAGCUCUUCUGGGAGGAGGACCGAUGGGAGCUGCUAUUGGAGCAGCAGUGGGAGCUUCACUAGCAGUAAUGAAAGAGAAGGCCUGCAUUAUACAGUGAUGUUAUGUAUGAUGCUUUGGAUACAGCUAAUUUAAUCCUGAUUUUCAUUAUUAACCAAAUAUGUAUCAGUCAUAAAAUAUUUGAUCAUGUAAUUAAUUUGUUAAUAAAUAUUUCAGCAUCUGUGUCUGAGAUGAGUAAG